This is a messenger RNA of Drepanopeziza brunnea f. sp. 'multigermtubi' MB_m1, 576 nucleotides long. The record is from RefSeq and is a predicted model, not a curated record. NCBI's taxonomy places the organism in Eukaryota, Fungi, Ascomycota, Leotiomycetes, Helotiales, Drepanopezizaceae.
AUGUCGAUUCCCCUUUUUUAUAACGCUAUGGUCGAGGUCAACCCUUUUAGCAUUAGUGGCAACAAGCUAAUCAACGAGAUACCUGGUCGCUAUAAGGAUUUCGUAGUCGUUUAUGCUGAUGGUAGCGUUGUUAAUUUAAUGUUUACUUGCUAUGACAGGGAGGAUACCGCUUUGUUUUCAAGAUCAAUCGGCCUCGAGUACGAAUGGAAGGGUCGCAAAGGUUUUAUCGACGAGUUCGGCAUCAAGCAUUACGGUGCUAACAAGAAGGAGAGCGCUCAGGUCUUUUGUCUCCUCGACUACUUUGUCUUUUUCUUCAACGCAAUUAGAAAGCAAUUCACUUAUGAGGAUGUUAAGGUUCGAUUGAUCUUAGGUGAUUUUAUUCUUAAGCUUUUCGAUAGCGAUCAUGCCGAAGCUAAAAGCAUUUUGAAAGAGCUAUUGAUGCUAUACCCUUUUACUAUCGAUGGCACCUUAGGUUUCCUUAUAAGGAGGGGCAGAAUUUUGUACCCCCCGUGGGUUCCCCCGUGGGAAGGACUCAAAACUCCGUGGGGCCCCAUGGGGCCCCAUGGAGCAGCCUAG